AUGAACGCGACGGAGGUCAAGCUGCACACAUACACCCUCAACACGCACAACGUAUGGUGGAAGCAGCUCGAGAAUCAUGUAACUCUCGUUCCGCACGAUCGCUUCGCGCUGCACGGCCCCAAGAACAUCAACAUCAGCAGCUUCCUCCUGCCGCACCAAUCCGAUUUCCUCCGCCUCGACAUUCUGCGCCUCGAAGGCGGCGUCUACCUCGACAUGGACAUGUUCCCUCUGAAACCCUUUUCCGACCUUCUCUCAAACCCACGCGAUGCUGUCCUCGGCCACGAAGGCGGCAACCGCUACGGCCUCGGCAACGCCGUCAUCCUCACCCGCCCCAGCAGUGCCUUCCUCCUCAAGUGGUGGGCAACGUACGCUUCAUUCAACGACCGCAUCUGGAACGACCAUUCGGUGCUCAUCCCCAAACGCAUCGCCAUCUCCCACCCCGACCUCGUCUGCACCCUCUCGCCCACCGUCUUCUACUGGCCCACCUGGGCAAAGACACAUACGCAUUACAUGCACGACCCCAUCUCUGCCAACGAGGUCGUCGAGCUCAAGGGAAACAUGAGCCGGUACGGUGGUGCCAUGUAUGAGAAUCAGCUUGGUUGGCACGGGUCGGGCGGUGGCUUGGACUACCUAUCCAAAUUAACCCCGGAGGCUCUCUUGACGACGGACACCAGGUUCAAUAUCCUGCUGCGCGAGGUGUACGCCGCAGAACUUUGA
Molecule: messenger RNA, 717 nt
Organism: Neohortaea acidophila
Lineage: Eukaryota; Fungi; Ascomycota; Dothideomycetes; Mycosphaerellales; Teratosphaeriaceae
Exons: 1
Coding region: 1-717 (238 amino acids)
Source: RefSeq, a predicted model, not a curated record